Molecule: messenger RNA, 1320 nt
Organism: Anolis carolinensis (green anole)
Lineage: Eukaryota; Metazoa; Chordata; Lepidosauria; Squamata; Anolidae
Gene: osgep
Product: O-sialoglycoprotein endopeptidase
Exons: 12
Coding region: 186-1193 (335 amino acids)
Biological process (GO): tRNA threonylcarbamoyladenosine modification
Cellular component (GO): EKC/KEOPS complex; cytoplasm
Source: RefSeq, a predicted model, not a curated record
UAUCUUUUUCCUAAGAGGGAGGGGGGGAAAGUAAAGCAAAUUUAACCCUCUCUUGUCUGUACUCUUCUGUAGCUUUCUAAUUUCAAAGCAACUCUUUUCUUCAAAAUAUUUUAUUUUCUUAUUAUUGAUCCUAAUCUUCUCUUUAAAGGAUAGGAAGGAGGAUAAAAUCUACUGGAGGACGCAAUAUGCCUGUGAUCAUUGGCUUCGAGGGCAGUGCCAAUAAGAUUGGCAUCGGGAUUGUGCGGGAUGGAGAGGUGCUCAGCAACCCCCGAAGGACAUAUGUCACUCCUCCAGGGCAGGGAUUCCUACCGAGCGACACUGCACGUCACCACCGGUCUUGCGUCCUUGCUGUCCUGCAGGAAGCACUUCAUGAAGCUGGGCUGAAGCCACAAGACAUAGAUGCAGUAGCUUUUACCAAAGGUCCAGGCAUGGGCGCCCCUUUAGUGACGGUGGCCAUCGUGGCCCGGACGGUGGCCCAGUUGUGGGGGAAGCCUCUGUUGGGUGUGAAUCACUGUGUAGGACACAUCGAGAUGGGGCGGCUGGUGACCGGUGCACAGAACCCGACUGUGUUGUACGUCAGUGGUGGAAACACCCAGGUCAUUGCAUACUCUGAGCACCGAUAUCGGAUAUUUGGGGAAACCAUUGACAUUGCUGUGGGCAACUGCCUGGACCGAUUUGCCCGGGUCCUAAAGAUAUCAAAUGACCCCAGUCCAGGUUACAACAUUGAACAAAUGGCAAAGAAAGGCCAAAAGCUUGUUGAGCUUCCAUAUACAGUAAAAGGCAUGGAUGUGUCUUUCUCUGGGAUCUUAUCCCAUAUUGAGGAAGCGGCUCACAAAAUGUUAUCUGCAGGAGAAUGUACGCCAGAGGAUCUCUGCUUUUCCUUACAGGAGACACUCUUUGCGAUGCUUGUGGAGAUCACAGAACGGGCCAUGGCACACACUGGCUCCCAAGAGGCACUGAUUGUAGGAGGCGUUGGCUGCAAUGAGCGUCUGCAGCAAAUGAUGGAAAUCAUGUGCCAGGAGAGGGGAGCAAAGCUGUUUGCUACGGACGAAAGGUUCUGUAUUGACAAUGGAGCUAUGAUUGCUCAGGCUGGUUGGGAGAUGUUCCGAUCGGGGCAAAUCACUUCGCUUGAAGAUUCAUGGAUUACGCAGAGGUAUCGCACAGAUGAGGUGGAGGUAACGUGGCGCGACUGACUCCUCUGCAUGGAAGCCAAUCUUUCUUCAAGGUGCCCAAAGGAGGGAAGCAUAGAUAACAAGGAAUAACAGACUUAUUGGAUUUGGAAAUUCAGAUUGGAGUAAAGCCUACAUUUUUUGCAAAAAA